AUGGUUAUCUCUGCUCAGUGGGAGCUUGUUCGGGGCAAUUCAUAUGGCUAUACUGUCCUGAGUGCAUUUGGACUUUUCUAUGCGGGAUUUGGUGCACUGGACAUUCCUUUUCUGGGGAUAUCAGCUGCCUAUGGGAAUGAUACUGUACAGUAUAACAAUGCCCUUGGAUUCUUUGUUUUAUUGUGGUCUGUCUUUAAUUUAUUUUUCUUGAUCGGAUCACUUCCAAUGUAUGUUUUAUAUAUUCUACCGCAGAAAUUCUUUUGCUUGAGAUCUAAUCAAUACUCUAGAAACCUCGUCUAUAUUGCCAUCUUCUUUUUUGUACAACUAGCCUUCACUCUCGAAGCAUUAUUUCUCGAUUUUCCAAUGGGCGAUACUAGUCGAUUCUUCAGGAGGAAAUUGAACAAUGAGAGGCCAGUUCCACAACAACAUGAGAAGGAAUCUCAAGCCUGA
Botrytis byssoidea is the source of this 450-nucleotide messenger RNA. RefSeq lists its product as uncharacterized. The record is from RefSeq and is a predicted model, not a curated record. Bases 1 to 450 code for a protein of 149 amino acids. Gene Ontology annotation, cellular component: plasma membrane. NCBI's taxonomy places the organism in Eukaryota, Fungi, Ascomycota, Leotiomycetes, Helotiales, Sclerotiniaceae. The transcript has 3 exons. Gene Ontology annotation, molecular function: acetate transmembrane transporter activity.